Geodia barretti is the source of this 5039-nucleotide messenger RNA. Lineage: Eukaryota; Metazoa; Porifera; Demospongiae; Tetractinellida; Geodiidae. The record is from the annotation of a GenBank genome assembly.
UACGUUAGCAGUGGUAUAAUACUCUGGUACACACGAAGGGAACUUUAGUAUACGCUGUGUGGCGGUGGCUGGAGGACGACUGCUGAGCUUCCGCAGACAAGAGAGGCAGGAGAGAAAAGGCUAACCGCUUGAGUGUGCUGCAGUGGGGCUUAUUAGCGGAAUGCUCGGACGCAACUGCUGGGCGAGGAAAGUGUAGCGAAGCAGCAGCUGAAACUCGCCUUUUCUGCAGCACCGCCUCGAGACAUCAAAGGAACUGGGGGACGAAGAGUGGGAGGAAACAUAAUCAGCUUGGAAGAAAGAGGCAGACAGGGCCUCACUUUAUGAGAUCGAGGAUAAUGCCAGAGUUUAGGUUCCGUCGUAAGAAGAAGAAACAGCAGUCGUCACGGCGACACACGGUCCACGAUGCAGAGAAGGCUCAGGCCCAGGUGGCAGCUGCUAGGGAGAUGGUCAACAGGGGAGAGCAUGGAAGGGGUCGUCGCUCCCGCUCUCAGAGUGUCGAUAUUGAGACAAUGCUCUCCCUGCAAAUCACCAGCGAAGAGGAUGAGGAGGGUUGUCUAUUUCUUCGUCACAGUAAGGAGCUGCGAAGAUGCCCCAUGCCCUCUCCAGUCACUGUCUCGACACUCAAGAACCUUCUCGUCAACACCUUUGACCUUCAGAGGUCGCUACUGGAUGACCCCGCCAGCUACGUCAUGAUACAAGACAGAGGUUCCAUGAGAUGGACGAAACUCACUAACACCAGUGACGUAUACGACCACUGCAUCCUACAACUAGCAGACCCCGACGCUCCCAGCACAAACCCCACCCACUUCGUCAAGGAUACCAUGCUAGAAGACCACACCUACUCGUCAUCGGAGUCCCCUCCCCCCGUCGUGUCCAAUCACCCUCCCCCCUCUCCACCAUCUGCACACCGUCACUACAAUCAAUCCUCACAUUUGACCACGCCCCUUCAUUCCCCUGCUUGGCCACAACUGGAUGCUCACUACUACGCUGAACCCUCUGCCACUGAUACGAGCAUGUGGCAGUCAGGCACUGCGUCGACAGCUCCCCUCUCCCCACCCCACGUCCCCACCCUCCCACCCUCUCCUCCUCACCCCUCCACCGCCACCCUCACCACCACUGCUCCAGUCCAGUUCGGAUCUCCUCACUCUGUCACCAGCAGCACCAGUGGAGUGUGUUCCGAGUCUUUGCAGACGUCUAUUUCUCCACUCACCAUCAGUAGACACGUGAGGGUGCUAGAACGUCGAGUGCGGGAACUGAGACAAGACUGCGAGACAAUUCGCAGGGAGCAGCAGUCGGAGAUGGCAGAGUUUGGUGCCAUCCUCAGUGGAACCUCGUGCAAGAUCUUGGCCACCAUCAGGGGUCACGCCAGAGUUGCCGCGCUGGGGAAGGGAGUGAGUGUGGAGCCAUUUCGUAGAGAGAGACUAGAGCUGACGGAAGAAAAGACUGCAUACAGGAGACAUGCCGAUGACACCGUGCUGGAAGUCAGUAUUCUGGAGUCGGCAGUUGAGGACAUACGGAGAGACGUGGUGGUGAGAAGGUGCAGGGUUCACGAGAGAGAGGUGGACGGCCUCGUCGGUGCAGUACAGAAGACACUAAAGGCUAUCUCUCAGGCCAAAGAUGAGUAUCCUCGAUUGGAAGAGGCUGGCGAGAAAUGCCUUCGACUAACCAAUACACUAGAGACCCUGAAACAAGUAGCGGUCGUCCAGUUUCACCGCACGCCCCUCGUGCCACACUUUGCACCCGUCGCCAACCCCAACCGGGCGGCGCUGUUGGAUACCAUAAAAGCGGUCACGCCCAAUCACACCCAUCGGGUGGAGUCAAUCGAGAUGGCCGAGUGCGUCCAACACAAGAAGAAGGAGUUGGUCAUGCGACGAGAGGGUGUAAAGAGAUUCGAGAGUCAACUAAGGAUGCAAAGAGAGCACCUGCACAAGAUGGAGUCCAAGUCUGAUCUAGAAGACAGACAAGCCAAGAGAGCGAUCAGACUGUAUCUGGAGGAGAAGGCCGAGCGAGAAGCGGAACUGGCGAGGGAGAUAAAACUGGAGAGGACGGUGGCAGAGAGGAAGAGGAAGGAGGAGAGGGAGAAGAUGAAGAAGAGACUCCAGAGACAGCGCGAGGACGACAAGAAGAUGCAGCGACGGAGGGAGGGCGAGAAAAAGAAGAUGCAGAGACAGAGAGGGAAAAAGGUGGUGGAGAGGUUGAAAAAUGGCGAAGGUGAGGCCGGGGAGCAGGAGAGUAGUCAGAGUGUGGCAGGGGAGGACGAGAAUGGAGAGUGGUACCACCAGGAAAUAGAGGAAGGCUCGAUUCGUUUCUCGUCUUCCUUCUCAAGCACGGCGAGUCUCUUGGAGCACGUGAGGAGUCUGGGUGGAUGGUCGUCUGACAACACAUCGCUGCAAGAGCAAAACAGCACCACUGCUCCCAAAGAAAAUGGAAGUAACACCAGUGCUCCUGAAGAACGCCAAAGCUCUGAGCUCGAAGACCAUAAGCACACAAGUACCGAGGCAAGGUGUGACAAAAAUCGAAGCAAUUCACAUCAAACCUCUGAGCGUGAGUCCAGUACACUGGAUGAGACAUCAGGUGCAGAUAAGGUGCGGAAUCACUCGGAAUUCAAACCAAAGCCUCCACAGAAACAGUCCGGUGACAAUGGCAGAGGUAAGGACCAGCUACAGGUAGCCUCGGGGAAAUCUCAGAAAACAGCGAAGAAAAAGAAAGUGCAGACGGAGACUCGUCUGCCACAGUCCAACGCAGACAGCAAUGGGCUAAAGACAAAACAGCAGAAAGCACAGAGUCUUCCGAGGGAUAAUCCACCCAAGAGCAAGUAUGAGUCACCUCAACUAAAGACAGCUACACCACGGCUUCAGAGACUGAACAACGAAGCAAGAGGAACUCAGUCGCCCACAACUGGUCUGCAGGCAGUGUUAAGGACCAAUCAAACUCGUAGCCCGCUACCUCACAAGCAAACAAAUCAAACUGUCCGCGGUCGCAUCACGCAGACAGCGAAAGCACCGACAAAGUUCCAGCGUCACAGAGCCCCACUCAAUGAUGUCGUUGUUGCCGCUUCCCCACCGGGCCGACAUGUUGCCAGUUCGGAAGCCCUCCUGGACGAUCAUCACCACCAACAGAUCCACAACGGAACAGCCAAAGCACCGUUAUCGUCCACUGCCACCUCUCGGUUAGCUAACACGCCGUCCAAAGUCAGAAAGAGCAUUGGCUACAUGGGCGAGUUUGAGAACCAAGCCGGCAUCUAUGACCUCCUCGAGAAAAAGCCUGAAAAGAAGCGGCGGUCAAGGAAAGACGAUAGGUUGGAUAAAGGGUUCCAGACACCGACCUUUGAUCCGCAAGUGAGGCCCGAUAACGACCCGGAAUUACAGGAGUUGGAGCUGCUAUCCCCGCAUGCCAAUAGCCAGCCAGAUAACUUUGAAUUCAUGUCAAAUCCUUCGUACGAGAGUCGAAUGGAGGCCAGAGACACAGCAGAGCCCAAGGCGAAAUCGCGAUCUCUCGGAAGGUCUGACCCAGUAAACCAACAGAACGGACACCUACCCACUAACACUGGAGGUGUUCGCCAAUCCUACAUGCCUACUUCUAAAAUGCCCACUGCUGUUGUCAUUGACUCAGGGGUGCCACGCAACACCAAGAUGCAGCAGGUUCUACGUGGUUCGAGCAGAGGGUGGCUAAACAGCGAGUCUGACAGUUCAGAGACUGGCAGAGUUCAGUCGGUCCUCUCAGACCACUCGACCAUGACACACUCCAGUGUGACACACCAGUCAGUCCUGUCGGCUGGGCAGCAGUCAAUCUCGUCUGGCAGAUUUUCCAGUGGGAGUCGCUCGAAUGCCCCACCUACCAGCAUCAAACUGCACUCUCACGUGACCUCUCGACCUCUCGUGCCGCAGCCGCACACACACGGGGAGACACAUUCCGGGCUUCCGGUUCUGAUAAAACCGUACCACCCCAGGGGUGAUGAAACCGGGACAGGUCGCAGUCGCCAACAUGUGGCCCCCCACCACCCACCCCACAGGCAGACCACUAGGGUGCCAAUGCAGACUGUCCGUGACGACACUGCGCUAACAUCCUACCCACGGUUUCAGUCCCGAGAGGACCACACAGCCAGACUGCACCAUGAAAACCAGCCAAGUCGUCGCCACAGAACUAAGCACCAGCUGGGAGUUCUUCCAGAGUACAAGAUCAUCAUAGUGGGUCUGGAUAAUGCUGGCAAGACUACCAUCCUCUACCAGUUUCUAAUGAAUGAAGUGGUCCACACAUCUCCAACAAUAGGCAGUAAUGUUGAAGAGGUGAAAUGGAGGAACCUCCAGUUUGUCAUGUGGGACAUUGGAGGGCAGGACUCUCUGCGGCAGGCCUGGAGCACCUACUUCUCGGGGACCCAUUUCCUCAUCCUGGUGGUGGACAGUACCGACAGAGAGAGACUGGCAGUCACCAAGGAGGAACUCUACCGGAUGCUGGGGAACGAGGACCUGAAGAAGGCACAGGUAUUGAUAUUUGCUAACAAGCAGGACCUCAAGGGCUCAAUGUCGGCAGCGGAACUCUCGCAACAUCUGAACCUCACGUCUAUCAAAGACCACGGCUGGCACGUGCAGGCCUGCUGUGCUCUUACCGGGGAGGGGUGAGUAAAGAGGAGAAGGAGGAGGAAUGCAGCAAGCAUUUUUUCACAAGUUUAGAAUGAAAUCACCGAGUGAAUGUACCUUACACACCGUCUCUCCAUCAGCCUGUGUUGGCAGAAUAGUUUCUACGUGGAUUUUUUUUUGUUAUAAACUGUAGGGGUGUGUAACAUUUUCACUAGAAGAUGCAAAUUUAACUCCCUCCUUGUCAGCCAAUAGUAUAUAGCCUCGUUUGUAUACAAACUUCCAGAGGGUCCUUUUUCGGAGGCUUCAAACUGUUAACUUGUUGCCUCUCAGGUUAUACCAGGGACUGGAGUGGAUAUCAGCUCAGACAAGAAACUUAUAGCUGCUAUAUAACAUUGUCCACCAUUCUUUUCAAUCUCACUAUAAUAUAUUACUCUCCACGUCUCUUCAUAAUUAUCAUUUCUU